Fonsecaea nubica is the source of this 2082-nucleotide messenger RNA. RefSeq lists its product as hypothetical. Gene Ontology annotation, biological process: DNA-templated transcription. Lineage: Eukaryota; Fungi; Ascomycota; Eurotiomycetes; Chaetothyriales; Herpotrichiellaceae. The record is from RefSeq and is a predicted model, not a curated record. Gene Ontology annotation, molecular function: DNA binding; zinc ion binding. Bases 1 to 2082 code for a protein of 693 amino acids. The transcript has 6 exons.
AUGUCAGCACCUGGCCCUCAAAUCUCGAACGCGAAUAAAGAAGACACCGUCCUUGUGGCUGCCUCUACACCUGCUGCCGGAGCUGCAGCGGCCCAGUUCCAGAGUCCUCGAGCAGGCUCUAUAUCAUCGGCUGGCCCUUUGCAACCCACCGAGAAUAUGCCCCCGGUGGAUACGAAUGCCUUUGAGCCGUGGGCUGAUGCAGUCUUGCCGACUGUCGACGACGCUUACUCCUCUGCACUCUGUGUAUCUACCAACCUCCGAGCACCGUCAGAGGCAACGCAGCCGCCACCCUACGGAGAGCCAGAACACUCUGUCCGGAGAACUCUCAGUCCCAAAGAAAUAGCGCCUGGGGAGGAGAGUCAUCCAUCGGUUCAAGAGCCCAUGUCCCCUCCUGCCACAACUUCCGCAGGGUCGUGUGCUGAUGUAGGCAUCGAGGAUGUGAGCGAAGUCCACGGUCCUUCCUCAUAUCUUUCAAUCUGCUCAGAGCCAGCCGUUGAUUGGGUUUCGCACCACAUCGGCGCGCCGGACUUCAGAACUCUCGCCCUGCGACUCACGGCCGACGUGAUGCGCAGCGAGAAGCUGGAGCGCGCCGUGCAGUCAGAAAGAACGCCCGAACCAGACUUUCAGACGGCACGGAAAUGGACGACAGCAUUCUUUGAUCAGGGCCUUGACGCCAUUUUCGGAUGCAUCCAUCGUCAAGCAUUCGAGCAGAAGCUUCGCGCCCAAUACGAAAGUAAGCUUCCUUCUGGACCUGCUCAGGACGCUGCCUGGUACGCACUCCGCAACACCGUCUACGCAGCGGGCUGUAGGAUCACGCUGUCCGAGGGCGCCUACCCAUCCGCCUUCUUCGAAGCCCGCACGCAGGCGUGGCGAUACUUUGAAAACGCUCUGUCGGUGCACACGGACCUCGUCUAUGGGCGCAGUGGCAUCACCGCCAUCCAGGCGCUACUAAGCAUGGCUUUCUUCGCUGAAGCACUCGGAAGCCCGGCUUUGGAGUACAUGCUCCUCUCGAACGCGGUCCGCCUGGCACAGUCCAAGGGAUUGCAUCUCCAGGCGAAUAAGGCUCUGCAGCUCCGAGAGGAAGAUGUUGCAGUUCGGAACGUCAUCUGGUGGAAUCUCUACAUGUACGACAAACACCUGGCAUAUCGCUCUGGUCGACCUAGCGUAAUACCAUUCUCCCCAUUACUCUGCUUACAAGUCGAGCUAAAUCUUACUCAGGCCAUUGACGACGACGACAUCAGCUGCCCCAUUCCGACUGUCGUACUUCCCGGUCAUCAAUUCAAUCUCGAAUUCUUCCGCAACACUGUCAACCACGCCAAAAUCUCGUCGCUGAUCUUGAAGCGCUUGUUGACCGUCAAGGCCAUGCAGCAGAGCCCUGAGGAAACGUUGACGGUGGUUCAGGAUCUCCAUCAGGAGCUUCUCACCUGGUACGAGUCUUUGGCGCCAUGUUUCCGGAGCAGCCCGCCCUACCGAGCGAAUAAUCUACCACUGGGCAUCCAGCCUCAACACAUCAUCUUCACCCGGUUUAUCUACAGCGGGUCGCUCAUCGCGAUGCAUGCAGGUUUUUGUCAACCGUGGAGCCGACCCGGAUUGGCGCUCAGCUCGAGUCCUCGCGUGGUCGCUCAGCGGCAGCGCAGUACCGAGAUCGUGGCCUCUGCUGCUAGAGACAUCAUCAUGGCCACCCAAGGCUUGACUGUCUCCGCAGGUUCGCCCGUAUGGCUGGCAUUCUACUUUCCACUCGUGGGCCUGAUCAAUUUGUUCCUCCACGUCAUCCAGCACCCGACCCUCCCCACGGCCAAUUCGGACAUUUCGUUGAUGGAUGCUAUCGUCGGCCACUUUGGCUACAUGGAAUACGCUAGUGGCUCUGAAUUAGUUUUCAAGUUCCCUCGCAAAUGCGUCGUGUAUGCCAGGGAAGUUGUCAAGCGAGCCAGAAGGCAAUCGACCAGUCAACAUGCGGAUCAACAACCUCCCAAUACCGCCGACGUUAUGCUGCCGAGAUUCUCAGAUCCUUGUCCAGACUUCCCUUUACCCGAGGUACACCCUUCUGCCCUGCGCGUCGACUUGACCCGUAACCCUAACUAA